Hibiscus syriacus is the source of this 791-nucleotide messenger RNA. Its product is annotated as LOB domain-containing protein 38-like. The transcript is spliced from 2 exons. The coding region runs from base 98 to 727 and encodes 209 amino acids. The record is from RefSeq and is a predicted model, not a curated record. Gene Ontology annotation, biological process: regulation of gene expression. NCBI's taxonomy places the organism in Eukaryota, Viridiplantae, Streptophyta, Magnoliopsida, Malvales, Malvaceae.
UGGCUUCUUCAAUCUUUCCUUUCCCAUCAAUCUUCUCAACCCAGAAAAACCCAUUUUUAUUCCUUAUUCUUCUUCUUGUGCUGAAAGGUCUCUCAAAAUGAGUUGCAAUGGCUGCAGAGUUCUACGAAAAGGAUGCAGUGAAAAUUGCAUGCUUAGACAAAGCUUGCAAUGUAUAGACAAUCCUCGAGCACAAGCACACGCCACCGUCUUCGUCGCCAAGUUCUUUGGCCGCGCCGGCCUUAUGUCCUUUCUCUCCUCCGUCGCCGCCCCUCAAAGACCUGCUUUGUUCCAGUCGCUUUUGUUUGAAGCAGUGGGGCGGGUGGUGAAUCCCGUGAGUGGAGCCGUUGGUUUGCUCUGGACGGGGAAUUGGAAAGCCUGCCUGUCUGCGGUGCGAACAGUGCUCCAAGGCGGCACGUUGCAGCCUCUCCCUGAAUUCAGCGGCGGGGAGCUUGAGGAUGUUGCAAGGAAAGGUUUUGAUGACGUUGGUGCUGGCGGCGGCGGCGGUUCUCCGUCGAGAGUGGAAGAUUUUGUUACAAGGAAAGGUUUCGAUGACGUUGCUAAACCCAAAACGACUGAUCUUGAUCUCUGCUUGAUGAUCGGAAACGAUAGAGCAGUGAAGAGAAGCAGAGAAUCUAUAUCGUCGGAAGAGUCCGAAACGACGACGGUGGGAAGUAGUUCAAAUGAUGGCGGCGGCGGGGAGAAUAAGCUUUUGAGACUGUUCAUCUGAGAAAACUCUUUUCCACAUCUUCUCUUUAUGUAAUUUUUUUGUUAUAAUCAGUCUCUGAGAUGUA